AAAUUUCACCCACACCAAGUUUACCGUGUCCACGGAGACAAAACCUUGUGCUGGGUGGAGUCUAUAUAAAUACGUAUGUGAGAACCCACAGCAUUAAUUUGAGAAUCAGUUCACAGGACUAUUCACAGAAAACCACAGGAUGUGUGCACCAAAUACUUCUGAGUUCGAUUUGGAGCUGGGAGACUUGCUGCAGGAGUUUAAUGAUGUUGUGAAGGAGUUGAGCUCUGAAAAUGUGCUGAGAGAUGUGAAGAGACACACAGGAUUGAGUGAUGGAGACGAUUCAGACUAUUGUAGUGAGGCUUCACUGGUAAACAGUUUGAAUGCAAGUCAAGAAGAGCUCAACAUUGCAAGCAUGACCACGGCACAAAAAGCAAGGCUCGGGGACACCAGCGACCUACAGAGCUUCAUUGAUAACCUGGAUAGAGAGCUUGCAGAGAUGUGAGCCGACAGGACACACGUGAUCAGAGAGGACGCACCACGUGCGCUGAGCACCUGAAGAGCUGGCAUUUAGAAAACCGCAAUCUCUGCCUUCGCACAAGGAUAUUGUGAUAAAGAAAACAGCUUCUUUUUCCUCCCUUCACUAAUGAAAUAGAGCUCACAGUGUCUUUGUAAUUUGUCAAGACUGUUUGGACAAACUUCCAAGUUUCUCACUAGAUAUUUUAUUUUAGAAAUAAUUUCAUAUUUUAUAUGAAAAGCACAAUUUCUUUCAAGUUAUGAAGGCUUGUUGAUAAAUAGCUAGUUUUUAAAUUUUUUAUAAAGAUUGUAAAAAUAUCAGUGUUAACAUGUUUAAAAUGUGUAUUUUUAUGUUAAUUUUACCUUGUAAAUAAUUUUUUUUAAUAAAAGGUUUUUGCAUUGAAAA
This is a messenger RNA of Megalobrama amblycephala (Wuchang bream), 859 nucleotides long. RefSeq names its product regulator of cell cycle RGCC-like. The transcript is spliced from 5 exons. NCBI's taxonomy places the organism in Eukaryota, Metazoa, Chordata, Actinopteri, Cypriniformes, Xenocyprididae. Gene Ontology annotation, biological process: regulation of cell cycle. The record is from RefSeq and is a predicted model, not a curated record. The coding region runs from base 140 to 442 and encodes 100 amino acids.